Messenger RNA from Manduca sexta (tobacco hornworm), 1476 nucleotides. RefSeq lists its product as uncharacterized. The coding region runs from base 35 to 733 and encodes 232 amino acids. The record is from RefSeq and is a predicted model, not a curated record. Lineage: Eukaryota; Metazoa; Arthropoda; Insecta; Lepidoptera; Sphingidae. The transcript has 3 exons.
CGGGUUCAACAAUUUGUGCUAAGCCAUCGGGAAGAUGAAGUCAUUCGUGGCUCUUUGUUUGAUAGCGACUGCGGCCGCGGUGCCUAUUGGAAAGGAGGAUGGACUCGGCGUGUUCCUGUCUGCAUUCCGGGAUUGUGUGGAGACCGACACCAUGCUUUGCCUCAAGGAAAAAGCAAUGAAAUUCACAGAGAACUUGGCGAUGUCUAAGGAGCUGGUUAUUACUGACGGCAUCGGCUUCUCCAGGACUGGCAGCCCAAGAUCAGCGAGGAGCUAUGAACCCCUACCUGAUGACCCCAAGGCCAGGGAACUGCAGGUUGAAGAAAGAAUCAUGGACAACGUAGUAGACUUCCUGGAUAGCCAUGUCUUGCAGCUGAGAAUGCCUAAAGCCUUCGAAGAGGACAACUCUGUUGAAGAAGAAGGCCGUGGCAAGAAGAAGAAGAAGCUCAAGAAGCUCCUCCCCAUCCUGGCUCUGAUCAAGUUGAAGCUGGCUGCCCUCAUUCCCCUAUUCCUUGGUAUCAUCGCCUUCGCUGUCUUCAAGGCUUACCUCCUUGGCAAGAUCGCCUUCAUUGCCGCUGCCUUCGGCGCCCUGAAGAAACUUCUCGAGUCCAAGUCCAAGAGCAGCGGAUGGUCCGAACCUUCCCACGAUGAGCACUCAGGCUGGGAGAACAGUGGUGGUUGGGGAAGGUCCCAAGAUGCCCAGAAUCUUGCCUACGCCCAUUACAAGCAGGAAUAAUCGAUUCUACUUAUAUCGAUUAGCAUCGAGAGUAUAAUCGAUAUGUCGUCUACGACGUCAAGGAGUCAAUAAAUAAUUUAUUUAUUUAUUUUAGUUAGUAAGUUGUUGUGCUAUUUGAUAUAUUGAUACCAUUUCAUCCACCACUGUCGAGUAUAAGAUUUUUUAGUAUUUUGUAUAUUUUAUAUAUACGCUUCGCUAUAUUAUUAUCUAUUUUUAUAUAUUCUUCGUCAGUCUCGCUCUCCCACAGUUAAGCACAGGUUUUCCCCCAUAAUAGGGGAAUAAACCAUAAUCCCUCCACGCUCAUCGAAUGCAUAGUAUUUUUUAUAUUUUUCGUUUAUAUUUUUUUUAUUUAAUAUUAAUUUUUAUUUAAUUUCACUAUGCUUGUAUUAACUUUGUCUGUACAGUAUUUGCAAUCUAAUGUACAUAAUAUGCAAUGAUUUAUAUGUAAUUAUUAUAUGUAGCCGUAUAUCUAUACUAUUUAGUUCAUUUCAAUUGUAUAUAUUUAUGCACAUAAUAUUUAUUAUAUGAAAUUCAUAGUUCCAAAGAUAUUUUAUAUUAUGUAGUACAAUGUAUAAUUGAAUAGUUUUGUUUGAAUAGUUUCAGUGUUGUAAGGGAUGCGAGUCAGUGUUUAAUCUUAAAUAUUCAAAGAGCGUACAAAGCAACAUUUAUGACAAUUAUUUAACAUUAAGUUAAUUUAUUUUACGUUGGAUCCACGUGAAACAAUAAAAAACAUUUUGUUAUAA